This is a messenger RNA of Tympanuchus pallidicinctus (lesser prairie-chicken), 2873 nucleotides long. RefSeq names its product SKI/DACH domain containing 1 (gene SKIDA1). The record is from RefSeq and is a predicted model, not a curated record. NCBI's taxonomy places the organism in Eukaryota, Metazoa, Chordata, Aves, Galliformes, Phasianidae. The transcript is spliced from 2 exons. Bases 38 to 2461 code for a protein of 807 amino acids.
UCUCUCCGCAAAUGCCGGGAAUGAUUUAAUUCGCGAAAUGGGAGACCUGAAGUCGGGGUUUGAAGAGGUGGAUGGCGUGCGGCUCGGCUACCUCAUCAUUAAAGGAAAGCAAAUGUUUGCACUCUCCCAGGUUUUCACCGACCUGCUCAAAAACAUCCCGCGGACCACCGUGCACAAGCGAAUGGAUCAUUUGAAAGUCAAAAAGCACCACUGCGACCUGGAGGAGUUGAGGAAACUCAAAGCCAUCAACUCCAUCGCGUUCCACGCCGCCAAAUGCACGCUCAUCUCCAGAGAGGACGUGGAAGCGCUCUACACCUCCUGCAAAACCGAGCGGGUCCUCAGGACAAAGCGGCGGAAGCUCGGCCGGGCCCUGGCCGGAGGCGAGCUGCGGCCGGAGCGGGCGCCCGCCGACCCCUUCCGCGGCUUCUGGAAGGAGAACAAACUUUGGCUGGGUUUGAAUGACUCUCCCCGGCCGUUGCUGCCAAUCAGGCGGAAAGCUCUGCGGCCGGGGGCCGCGGCCCUGCUGCCGGCCUCCCAUCUACCUCACCUUUUUAGUAAAUACACUGGCCACGGCUACCCGGAGCUGGCCCGGGCGCCCCGCAAACCCCCCGGCAGCUAUGAAACGGCGGCAGGCGGCUGCGCUCCUCUCCGCGCCCGCCGCCCUCCCGCCGCCCGCCCCCCGCCCGCCGCCGCCACGGCGCGGCCUCGGCUCCCGGCCGCCGGGCCCCCGCCCCUGUCCCUGCCCGCCCCCCGGCGGCCCCUGGCCUUGGCGCGGCCCUGCCGAUCCCGCGGCGCCCCGCGGCUGCCUCUGCCGCUGCCGCGCGGCUUCGGGCCGCCGCCUUCGCCCGCCUUCGCCGAGAGCGGCAGCAGCGACUCGGAGUCCAGCUGCUGCUCCGGCCGCGCCGCGCACGACUCGGACUGCGGCUCCAGCCCGUCCAGCUCCAGCGAGGGCAGCUCGGAGGAGGAGGACGAGGAGGAGGAGGACGAGGAGGGCAGCGGCGGCUCGGACUCCAGCGAGGGCAGCUCGGAGGAGGAGGAGGAAGAGGAGGAGGAGGAGGAGGAGGAGGAAGAGGAGGAGGAGGAGGAGGACAGCACCUCGGACUCCGACUCCAGCUCGGUCUCCAGCCAGGUCUCGGUGCAGAGCAUCCGCUUCAGGCGCACCAGCUUCUGCAGCCCGCCCGCCGUGGUGCACGCCAACUUCUUGUACCAUCUGGCCGCCGCCGCCGCCCCCCGGCCCCCGGCCCCGGCCCCGACGGAUCCCGGCGGGCAGCCCGCCCUUCGCCGCGCCGCGGGCUGCGUGAAGCCGGAGCUGCCCGAGGAGUGGGGCCGGCCCGGCUGGGGCCCAGCGCUGCGCUGCCCCGGCGGCCCUGGGAGCUGCUUCUCGGAGAUAAGGGAGCGGAGGGCGGCCGAGAUCACAUUCCCACACUCUGAAUUUCCCAAUAACGCCAAGAGUACUGACCUAACAAUUAACUGCGUUGCAAAGGGGGCCUCUUCACCUAGCCCAAAGACAAACAAUGCAUUUCCACAACAAAGAAUACUCAGAGAGGCAAGGAAAUGCCUUCCAGCAACUACUACACACUGUGCAGAUAACAAUACAAUAGCUGCUAGGAUCUUAAAUAAUGAUUCUUCAUCAGCGGCUGCAAAUUCCGAAAAAGAUUCCCAAAUCCCUCAUUGUAUUGAAUUUGCCACGGAUUUGCCCUCGUUACGGACCGACCCCGCGGAGGACGCCGCCUCUCCGGGGGCCGCGGAGCCGCGGAGCGCUGAGCCGGAGGCCGAGGCGCUGCCGUUCCCGCACCGCGUCCGCAUCAAAACCGAGGAGGAGGCGAGCGGUGAGGACGGGCCCGACCCUCCGCCUCAGGAGCUGCGGUGUGAGUGCAAUCAUCCCGAGGAGGAGCGUCGCGGCGUGACGGAGGGCAGCGAGCAGAACGCUUUAGGAACGGCCAGGGAGGAUUCUGCAUGCACUGAGAAAGAAACCACUUCCUUCCCCCCGCUGACUCAGAGUCAGGGCCUCUCAUGCACUUUAGGUACUCCAAAACCUGAGGAUGGGGAGUAUAAAUUUGGAGCGAGGGUGAGAAAGAACUACAGGACGCUGGUUCUGGGCAAGCGGCCCGCGCUGCAGCCUCCUCCGCUGAAACCAAAUCUGAAAUCGGCGCGGAGCCCGCGGCCCGCAGGUAAAGCCGAGCCCGAAGGAACACUGGACGAUCUCACGGCCAACAAUAGGCGCAGAAGGGUAGCCGGCAAUGUAGCAUCAGCGGUGAAAAGGCCGUUUAAUUUCAUGGCAAAUUUUCCCUGUCCACCGUCGCUAAUUAUUGGCCAUGACGGGGAUUUGUUGCCAGCUUACUCCUUAAGCACCACUAAGGACUCGCAAGCACCUCACAGGGCCCAUCCCGUGUGGAAAUGGCAGCUGGGCGGCUCUGCAAUACCUCUCCCACCUAGCCACAAAUUCAGGAAAUUUAAUUAAUAAAAUACUUUGGAAAAUAUUUGCUGGAACCACCUCUCGGGCUGUGCGCUGCGUGAGCUCGGCAGGAAGGUUCGUGCGGCCCUUAACGCCGCGCAACGCUCGCUGCUGGGAUCCGUCGUGUCGUUUGUGAAGACAGAACCCGGAUUACCAUUUUCUUCCCUUGUUCCAACAGUGGUUUUGGUUUGGUUUGUUUGGAUCUUUUUUUGUUGUUGUUGUUUUUCUUUUCUUUUCCUUUUUUUUUCCCUGUUACGUUUGGGUGUUUUUUGUUACAUUCCACAGAGUACUUCAGGCAAAGACUCAACUUAACUCAGUUACGCCGGUAGAGCUGGAACACUUUACUGUUUGAAUGCUAAUAAUGCACCAGUACCUCAAUUCAACUGCUGCAAAUAAAUGUCAAAAGGUUGAAUAAUAA